Messenger RNA from Phragmites australis (common reed), 1581 nucleotides. Its product is annotated as ETHYLENE INSENSITIVE 3-like 5 protein. Gene Ontology annotation, cellular component: nucleus. The transcript has a single exon. The coding region runs from base 73 to 1380 and encodes 435 amino acids. The record is from RefSeq and is a predicted model, not a curated record. Gene Ontology annotation, molecular function: DNA binding; DNA-binding transcription factor activity. Lineage: Eukaryota; Viridiplantae; Streptophyta; Magnoliopsida; Poales; Poaceae.
ACAAAAUAAGCAGCUUUUGUCUAUGAAUAAAGGCAUCCACACGGCCGGAGGCAUCCUUUUUCUGAGGCGGCAAUGGAGCACGACGGCGCCGGCGGCGGUGCUGCCCCUGCAGGCGAACUCGAGGCGGUGCUGGAGCUGGAGCAGGAGGAGCUCAGCGACUCGGAGUCGGGCUCUGAGUCCAUCGAGAUCUCCGACCUCAAGAGGCGCAUGUGGAAGGACCAGAUACUGCUCAACAAGCUCGAGGGCCGCGCCGGCGCCUUCAGGACCGUGGCGGGGCCGUCCAGGCCGCUGGUGGAGGCGGCGGACGGGGAGGAUCCCGAUGUUCGGUGCCGUCGCAAGGCGAUGCUCCGGGCACAGGACGGCGUCCUCCGGCACAUGCUCAAGAUGAUGGAGGCCUGCAACGCUCGCGGGUUUGUCUACGGUGUCAUCGACGAGGCCGGCGAGCCCAUGUCCGGCUCCUCCGACAGCCUCCGCGGCUGGUGGAAGGACAACGUCAGCUUCGACCGCUCCGGGCCCAUGGCGCUGACAGGCCCCGCCGGCGAGAACCUGCUCGGCCUCGCGUCAUGCCUCCACCAGCUCCAGAACAUCCAGGACAGGACUCUGGGGUCCGUGCUCUCGGCGCUCAUCCAGCACUGCGAGCCGCCGCAGCGGAGCUUCCCCCUAGAACGCGGCCUGGCGCCACCGUGGUGGCCGACCGGGCAGGAGACCUGGUGGGGAUCGCAAGGAAAGGUCCAGGCUGACCAGGGUGUGCCGCCGUACCGGAAGCCUCACGACCUCAAGAAGGCGUGGAAGAUCAGCCUUCUCAGCGCGGUGAUCAAGCACAUGAGCCCGCGUUUCGACCAGAUGCGCAAGCUCGUGUGGCAGUCCAAGCGGCUGCAGCAGAAGAUGAGCGCCAAGGAUACGGAGACGUGGUCCAAGGUCUUGCGGCAGGAGGAGCUGCUGAGCCGCCGGCUCAAGAGUUGGCCGCAGAUCACGCUCCUCGACGACGACGGCGGCGGCGACGGCGACGAGGAGGUGCAUGCCAGGGACCGCGACGUCGUCCUGGAGGACGUGGUAGGGCGCGGGCACGACAAGCGCAAGCGCGAGCUGAUCAGCACAAGGGACAGCAGCGGCCAAAGUAGCGGGGAGCUGGCCGUCGUGGUGCCGGAGCUCGCCGGCCUGGUGGCGGAUGAGAGCUGGAGCCCGAUCGACGAGCUCGUCAAGCUGUACAACAGCUGCGUGCCUGAGUUCGGCGGCCAGCUGGGGAACGAUGGCGUGGCAGUGGUGCCUCCCGGAGAGCUAGACCUGUUGGGCAUCGAUGAGGUGCCGCCGGACGUGCUGUUCGAUCUCAUCGGGAGCUGCUCGGGAGUGGAUGACGUGUUUCGCCGGAUGCAGGAGUGACGCGGCACGAUGGUCCACGCGGCGCUAGGGGAUAGGCCGCAUUGGACGGGCAGCAUUGAGGUGGCGUGGCGUGUUGCUGAUAGAUGUUAGCUAUUUGAGUUUGUCUAGGUACUUGUUUCUUACCUUCCAUUUCUUCAGAGCUUAUCACAACGGGGAAGUGUGAGACUGUGAGACUGUAAUGCGUUCGAUAGUUAAACUAAU